AUGAGGUAACCAUCUAUGUCCCUAAAGGUAGACCACAGAGGGCCCUCUCCUCUGGAGAUGGUUUAAGCAGGUAGGCCGCUGGCCAAAAAUGGUUUUGCAUGUGGACAGCCCAAACCUACAGUACAUAUUUCUGUUCCAUACUUUUUUUGGCUUGUUCUACUCAAAUGCAGUCUGGUAUCCAUGUUGAAGCUGGCGCUGUUAAACUUAAAAAUCCAUUCUGAGCAAACAUGUGAUUGGUGUAUUCCAAAGUACGAAUUAUUAAUGCAGAAUUUCCAAUUCUCACUGAAGUGCUUCCCAAAAUGUGUUGGCACUGAGAUCUAGAGGUCUCAAACAGCAUCCACAAUAUAGGGGAAAUUCUAUCACAUUGUACAUGAAGUAGAACAACAAAGCCUGCCUAAAGUAUACAUGACAUUUGAGCACUGGGUUUUCUACAUAAUUCAAUAAUGCUUUAUGUAACCAUGAUAUAAUAUGAAAGCUUUAUCCGUAUCAUGGGUUCUUUGUUUGUUUACACCUAAUGUGCACUUUGAACAAAUAAAUGUACUUCACCUUUUACAAGGCGUUAAACAUUUGAAGUUAAUUUUAUCUUGCUUUGUAUUUGUAAAUAUUAUCCUCAUCACAACUGGCAUUUCUGAAAUCAAAGCAGGCUUUGGAAGCAGGAGAAACAAGUUUGCUAAGACUUAAAAAGGGGGAAAGGUUGGAACUGCUAUAAAAAGGGGCAGAAAAAGCAUGCCUGAAAUUUGGAACAAUUCUAAGCAGCGUGAAGUAAGAGAGCGUACAGCCGUCUCAAUGCAAACCUUGUUCCCUCCUGGACCUCAUUGGUUAGACGAAAGGUUGAGAAGGAGGUGGGGAGGGAUACUGAAGAAAGGUUAGGUUUGAGGAACAAUAUUCAUUUCUCCCCCCCCCCCACCCCUGACCCUCCCAUGUGACGAGUUGGGCCAACAAGCGUUCCAUUGAGCGGGGCAGCCAGGGGAAAUGACUGAGGCUGAACGCUGCCUAAUGAAAGAGACGCUGGUUAUUAUUACCAUCCUCCUCCUCCUGGCUGUCCUGGCCAGCUCUAGUGCAGUUAGCUAGCAGACUAUGGGGAUCUGGAGUUUCUCUGGCACCACACAGCUCUAUUAAAAAAGCUGAAAUAACAAUGAGUUUGCUCCAACAAAAUCUAAGUUCUUUAACUUCUUGAAGUGUAUAUCCCAACUCCCAUUGUGAUUUAUGCUGUAUUGUGAGUGCUUUGAGUGUAUAGGAUUUUAUUCCCUUAGACCAUAUAGAUAGAUCUAGUACCAGUGUAGUGUACUCAAACCAAAUCAAUGAGAGAACCUACAAAAUUGUUUAGGGGUAACGUCAUCCUACACUCCGAUCAAUUGAGGGCUGAAUAUUGUGUGGGUGAGUUAGAGGCGUGAGAUAAGGGAUCCAGCCAUGUGUAUGGGCAUUGAGCUACCUAGAGUACUUACAGGUGUGACUUUUGGAUCUUGGGCUGUGUUGUUUUGCCUGUUGAGCUGAACAAACAGUUCUCUCCUCCACUAAAUGGCCGUAAUGGUGUUGGCAUGUAUCCACUUGCUUUCACUGUGCCUUGGUGGGGAUCCAGAUUGCAUCAUAGGGCCCGUCACACGCACAGCCACAGCCUGCUUUGUUUACCAGGGAGGAAGGGCGGCAGCCAAACAGGCAGGCACAGACAUAGGGGCUCACCUUUACACACAUGACUCAGUGAUACAGUGACUACCAACAACAUACAGUGCAUUCAGAAAGUAUUCAGACCCAUUGACUUUUUCCACAUUUUGUUACGUUACAGCCUUAUUCUAAAAUUGAUUAAAUUAUUUAUUUUCCUCAUCAAUCUACACACAAUACCCCAUAAUAACAAAGUUAAAACAGGUUUUUUGAAUUUUUUGCAAAUAUAUAUAUUAAAAAAAUAUUUUAAAUAAAACCUUAUUUACAUAAGUAUUCAAACCCUUUGCAAUGAGACUCAAAAUUGGCCUCAGGUGCAUCCUGUUUCCAUUGAUCAUCCUUGAGAUGUUUCUACAACUUGAUUGGAGUCCACCUGUCGUAAAUUAAAUUGAUUGGACAUGAUUUGGAAAGGCACACACCUGUCUAUAUAAAGGUCCCACCUAAGCCAUGAGGUCGAAGGAAUUGUCCGUAGAGCUCCGAGACAGGAUUGUGUCGGCACAGAUCUGGGGAAGGGUACCAAAAAAUUGCAUUGAAGGUCCCCAAGAACACAGUGGCCUCCAUCGUUCUUAAAUGGAAGACAUUUGGAACUACCAAGACUCUUACUAGAGCUGGCUGCCCGGCCAAACUCAGCAAUCGGGGGAGAAGGGCCUUGGUCAGGGAGGUGACCAAGAACCCGAUGGUCACUCUGACAGAGCUCCACAGUUCUUCUGUGGAGAUGGGAGGACCUUCCAGAAGGACAGCCAUCUCUGCAGCACUCCACCAAUCAGGCCUUUAUGAUAGAGUGGCCAGACUGAAGCCACUCCUCAGUAAAAGGCACAUGACAGCCUGCUUGGAGUUUGCCAAAAGGCACCUAAAGGACUCUUAGACCAUGAGAAACAAGAUUCUCUGGUCUGAUGAAACCAAGAUUGAACUCUUUGGCCUGAAAGCGUCACGUCUGGAGGAAACCUGGUACCAUUCCUACGGUGAAGCAUGGUGGUGGCAGCAUCAUGCUGUGGGGAUGUUUUUCAGCGGUAGGGAGUGGGAGACUAGUCAGGGUCGAGGGAAAGAUGAAUGGAGCAAAGUACAGAGAGAUCCUUGAUGAAAACCUGCUCCAGAGCGCUCAGGACCUCAGACUGGGGCGAAGGUUCACCUUCCAACAGGACAACGACCCUAAGCACACAGCCAAGACAACGCAGGAGUGGCUUCGGGACAAGUCUCUGAAUGUCCUUGAGUGGCCCAGCCAGAGCCCAGACUUGAACCCGAUCGAACAUCUCUGGAGAGAACUGAAAAUAGCUGUCAAGCUUAUAGCGUCAUACCCAAGAAGACUCGAGGCUGUAAUCGCUGCCAAAGGUGCUUCAACAAAGUACUGAGUAAAGGGUCUGAAUACUUAUGUAAAUGUGAUAUUUCUGUUUUUUUUUAUAAAUUUGCAAAAAUGUCUAAACUGUUUUUGCUUUGUCAUUAUGGUCUAUUGUGUGUAGAUUGAUGAGGGAAGAAAACAAUUCAAUCAAUUUUAGAAUAAGGCUGUAACGUAACAAAAUGUGGAAAAGGUCAAGGGGUCUUUAUAUUUUCUGAAUGCACUGUACCUUCAUGCUCACUGGCUCCAUGGUGGAUUUGGAACAUUAUGAUGCAGAGGGCUAUACAUGUAUGUCAAUGAAAAUGUCAUAUGUCAAGCAUCAUGCACAACAUGUUACAAAUGUCAGACUGUGUUAUCUGUAUGUUAUGGAUGAGCCUAUUUCUGUGUUUGGAGACCCAGGGAGACCAGUAAACCCCUGGUCUAUCCUAUCCUCUCUCUCCCAUGUCUAAAGUCCCUCUGUGUGUUCCUCUUGUCUCUCCUACAGUCCAACAAGGUCCCAGUGGUGCAGCAUGCUCACCACGUCCACCCACUGACCCCCCUCAUCACCUACAGCAACGAACACUUCUCCCCCGGAACCCCUCCCUCACACCUCUCCCCGGAGAUCCUUGACCCAAAGACAGGUACACACACAACCUCAUGGAAUAUGAUGUUGCUGCCUAGUAUAGCCUCUGAUCCAAAGCAUUACAUGGCUUGCAUUAAACUUUAACUGAGGUAUGUCUGACUUAAUCAUCGGUUAAUUUCUUAGAGAAAAUGACCUUGACUGUGACUAGUAAAAUGACCUAAAUGCUUAAGUUGUCCCCUCUGUGUUCCCUUCAGGCAUUCCUCGGACUCCCCACCCAUCAGAGCUCUCUCCGUACUACCCCCUGUCUCCAGGUGCAGUGGGACAGAUCCCUCACCCUCUGGGCUGGCUGGUGCCACAGUGAGUAACACACAGCAUUAAAUAGUACAGUCCAAAUCUCAUAUAGUAUAGGAGAAACAUUGACUACAGUCUGAUGCAUUUCUUGAACUUUAAAGCACAUUCUGAUGUAGUUUUAAUAUUAAAACACUGUCAUAUUUGAGAUAUGUAUGAUAAAUACUUCACAUUCUAUGGGUUUUGUCAUGGGUCUUGUAAUCAAUUUGAAUGGUGCUGUUCCGCAAGCAGGGGAUUGCAGUUGAUGAGGGCUGGAUUAGUGCUGCUGCGUUCUCUCUCAGCUGUGUCUGAUCCUCUUCUCACUGGUGCCUCUCUCUCAUUCUCAGGCAGGGCCAGCACAUGUACUCUAUCCCACCAGGGGGGUUCCGUCACCCCUAUCCCGCCCUCGCAAUGAAUGCAUCCAUGUCCAGGUGAGUGGAUCUCUCUGCUCUAGUGGUUAUAUUACACUCUGUAGUCAUGUUUCUGAUGUUGUCGUUGCUGAUUUAGUUUAUAACAGUAUUAGGACAGGGGUAUCCAACUAUGGACAGUCAGUGGGGUAGGGACUAUAAAGGAAUGUGGGGGCUAAGUCUUCUAAAGAUGAGAUCUGACUUCCUUCCAAAGAGAAAGUGAACAGACUAUUGGCAUUCAAAACCCUACCCGGUAGACAGCACUGUCUUUUCCUGCUCAGGCCAAUAUUCUGAGUUUCUCUGCUACACACACACACAAAGAUGAAAGGGCUAAGAAUCGAUUAGGACAAAUCAAAGCUCAUCUGAACCGACAACUCCCAUCUGAUUUAACUCUCUGCCCAACUGUCAAAAUUGGAAAGAUUUGUAGCGAGCCUUCCGGUGCUAGUAUGGGAUGAAAUAUUCAUCAGGGUCUCAAUGGGAUCAAUAGUACUCUCAGCUCCUGCCACAUUGUUAUAAAGUUUGUCUUACCGUCUGCCCCCCUUGAACAAGACUUGAUAAGUGUGUCAGGUAAUACUUGACAGUUUUGCCAUAAAUAUAUGAUAAUACUGUAUGUACUGUAUCUCGUACAGUAUGUAGCUAAAUGUCUGCUUGACAUUUUAUGUUUUAUAUUUUCCUUUUCCUCAUAGUUUAUUUGGGCUGCUGGGAUGGUAAUGAGAUGAUAGUUUAAGUCAAAAAAUAUUGGUGAGAUUAGUUUAAUUACAUUUCCCCUAUUGGGUUGUCCUCAAUUUGACUUGUUACUGUUAUAGGGAUACUUCAGGAUUUUGGCAAUGAAGUCCUUUAUCUACUUCCCUGGAGUCAGAUGAACUUGUGGAUACCAUUUUUAUGUCUGGGUGCAGUUUGAUGGAAGUUGCUAACUACCGUUAGCGCAAUUGCUAACUAGCAUUAGCGCAAUGACUGGAAGUCUAUGGGAACAGCUUGCGAAACUACCUCUAACUUCCUUCAUACUGGACACAGAGACAUAAAAAUGGUAUCCACAAGUUCACCUGACUCUGGGGAAGUAAAGCAAGAAAAGAGUCUGUGCACACUCACAAACUUACAGUACAAGGCUAUAGUAUAUUUUGGACUUUCAUGGACCAUAUCUGUCUUAAAUGUUAUGAGAUUUUUAUGAAGCAUUAAAGGUUUUGCCAUUCAAUCAUGCAUUUAACAGGAAUGCAUGGCAGAGGAGCAUGGACCUUAAUUUUCCCCUUUGUCCAUGUACAAUGUACCAUUGUGUUGUGUUAGCACCACUCUCAUUUUCCGACAGCUAUCUGAAUGUGUUCUGUUCUGGUAGCUGUGGAAGGCCCUCCAUGGUUUGGAACACAGGGAGGAAAGUGGUUUCAGGUGUCAGGGCCCCUUGGUCACCAUGGUUACCACACACUCCACUUUUCUCCAGGCAUGGUCGGAUAAAGGGGCUUUUGAAGAAGCCUUUAUUUGAACAAAAAACUAAAUAUGUAGCUAAUUUUGGACAUUACUUUAGUCUAGACUCCAGACAGACGGUCAAAGCAGUUGAAGUUGACUUGACAGGGCAGACAGAAAGUGCCUGUGAAAGUUUAACAGUUGGUGUUGUUUGUCUUUGUUGUUUUCCAGCUUGGUGUCUAGCCGUUUCUCCCCCCACAUGAUGCCCCACCACCCCCAUGGCAUGCACCAGACUGGCAUCCCUCAUCCUGCUAUCGUAUCACCAGCCAUCAAGCAGGAGCCCAACAGUCAUGACCACAUGAGCCCCUCUAUGCAUUCGUAAGGACCAUUAACUAACAGAUUCUUCAUAUUUACUUAUAGACAAAAAUAUAAACUCUUCAUACUCUGAUCUUAUUCAAAUUGAUUAUUGACUGAGUAUCCAGUCUCUAUUUAUAAUUCCAUUUAGAGGGCCAGGAUUCAAGAAUAUCCAGUCUCUUUGUAACAGGUCAGCCAGGUCUUCUGGAAGGGAAUCAGACCUCACACACAAGGACUAUUUUAAGUGACAUUUGCAAUGUGUGUUUUGUUGUCUCAGCAGGAAGUCUCCUGGCCCGGUGAAGAAGGAGGAGGACAAAAAGCCCCACAUCAAGAAGCCUCUGAAUGCCUUCAUGCUGUACAUGAAGGAGAUGAGGGCCAAGGUAGUGGCUGAGUGCACCCUGAAGGAGAGCGCUGCCAUCAACCAGAUACUGGGCCGAAGGGUGAGCACAGCACACUGCCUGACCACACACACAACAGUUUGGGGAUGUGUUUGUGGACGUAAAUUCUGUACAUGCUUCGACUUGUUCUCUGACUUUUGUCAUGUUUGUGUUCACAGUGGCACUCACUAUCGAGAGAAGAGCAAGCCAAAUACUAUGAGCUGGCAAGGAAAGAGAGGCAACUCCACUCCCAACUCUACCCAGGCUGGUCAGCACGAGAUAACUAUGUGAGUAGGACAUUUUUCCAUGGAUCUUUUAACAAUGAGGGAAAUGUGGGUUGCUUAAGCGCCCCCUCAUUUCCACUUGGUUUAAAAAUGAUUCCAUACUGUAUCUGUAAUAAUAACUGUACUUUUGUUCUCAUACACUGAAGUUGUAUGAGGUAGUGUUGAAGCAUGUUGCUGUCACUUGGAUAGUGACCAGUUUUUUCUAAAUACAUUGUUUUGUUAUCUGUGCAGGGAAAGCGGAAAAAGAGGAAGAGAGAUAAUAAGCCAGACUCAACACCAGAGGGUAAGGGGCCCUUUUCUCUCUCUGUUCUUCUUGGAUCUUUCCUCUCUAUUUAGGGCAAAAAGAACUCCAUCUAUAGGCCUGUGUGAAAUAGUGCCUCAAGCUUCACUUGGCUUGUCAUGUGACUUGACAGUGGUCCAAUACAACAUGCAAUACGCAAAAUAACACCUUUUUAUGUUUUGACUUGAGUUUUUCCUUCUUUACUAUCUCCUUAUUAACUCCUCUCUUCCCUCUAUAAUUUGACAAGCAGCAUAUGAGGUUCAGUGCUAAUAGUGACGUUGUGGCAGGUAUGUCUGCUGUUAUGAACCAGUGUGGCUGAACUGCAGGUCACUGCUCUCCACUCCACCCACAGUGUUCUGGUCUGUUGCAGCACAGCACUCAAACCACAUUUACAUGCAGGCAUUUAACGUGUCAUCGACUUUGUUUAUAUGAUAUCACAGAGUUUUUUUCCACCCGAUUGUUUUGUUUUGUUUUAUUUAUAAAAGUGUAUGCCAUUUUGUUGUUAAUUUCACUUCAGCAAUUUAGACUAUUUUUUAAUACAUUAAUUCAAAGUUGAUCUGUUUGUCCCAGACCUUUUGGUUUUCCAUGUUCUGUACAUUGUCUGUGAAUGUUUUGUAUUUUUUGGCCAGCUAUCAUGUAUGCAAGGGAACGGGCACUGUUGAAGGACACGAUUUUAGGCUUCUUUAACAGCAAUAUUGACAAAGCCCCCUCCUUUUGUUUCCCCAGACUUCUCAAUCAGGAACAAGAAGCAGUGUGUGCAGUACCUGCCCUCAGAGAAGAUGUGUGAAAGCCCUGCCUCGUCUCACGGCAGCAUGCUGGAUUCUCCAGCCACACCCUCUGCAGCUCUGGCCUCCCCAGCUGCGCCUGCUGCCACCCACUCAGAGCAAGCCCAGCCCCUGUCCCUCACCACCAAACCAGAGGGACGCCUGCACCAUCAUUUCCUAACUGGCAAGCCCUCUGGAUCCGCUUCUUCUUCAUCAUCUUCAUCCUCUUCCUCUUCCUCCUCGUCCCACCCAAGCAUCUCUAUCCCUAUUGGUACUUCAGGCAGCCACUCCAGUCACUCCGCACCAAUUUUCUCUCGGCCAAUCCCCUUCAGCUCCCUACACCACUCGAUGCUCUCCCCGCCCUCUCCUUUCCAUCAAGCAGCCCUACAUUCCCAUCACGCCCUGUUCCAGUCGCAGCCCCUCUCCUUGGUAACCAAAUCGUCUGACUAA
Messenger RNA from Coregonus sp. 'balchen', 8189 nucleotides. The record is from the annotation of a GenBank genome assembly. Lineage: Eukaryota; Metazoa; Chordata; Actinopteri; Salmoniformes; Salmonidae.